AUCUCUCCUCCCUGUUAACUUUUCUCUCCAACCCUCUGGACAGCGAGGUUUCUCUCAGAAAAGAGACCUUAAGGACGUAUGCUCCGAACUUGACCUAGAGUGGCUAGCAACAGAGAAGCUCAAAGCCGAUAAAGGAAAGGGUAAAGGGGAGGAGGCAUGCAGAAGAGUAGAGGAGCGGGAAAGCAGUGUCCAGUUCCCCCCUACUCCAACUCCCACCCGUGCUACGCGUCGUAGCCCCGGUUUGGAGCCACAGCGGGGAUUGCACCGGCCCUGUACCCCCUCCCAGAGGACAAGAUGCGCUCCCCGCCCCACUGGGCUGGGGCUGGAGCUGCCGAGCCGGUGCUGAACGCAAGGGUGGGGGCUUCCGAAUGAAGGUACGGGAGAGGGCGGGGGCGAGGCUCUGCGCCUUCUCGCCCCUUCUUCAGCUAGAGACUCGGCGGCGGCGGCGGAGUCCCUCAGCCUCGGUCAUGUGAUAGUCUCGAAGCGCGAGCUGCGGGGGUCUAGGCGUCUCAGGGACUAUUACAAAACGCAGCCAGGAGAGCGCGUCGCCGCCACAGCCGCCGCCUCCUCUUCUCAAGACCCGCCCGGUAGAGCAACGGCAGCUGCAGCGAGGACCGCUGAGCUGGCCUGGGCCAGUCAGGCACUCGCCUGUCCUUCGCAGGCGCCCCCUCCAGCCUGCCGUUCUCGCCUAGCGUCCUGCACCCGGGCUCCUCUGCAGAGCUUGAAGGCGCCGCUGCUGCAGAAACCACCAAACUUUUUACCCGCAGCGACCGCCUAGGGAUCGGUGUUUCUUCCAUCCUCAGCCCCGCUGCGAAUCUCCAGAGAAACAGGGAGGGCCACUGGCUUCCAGAAGAGGUGCUUCUCUCUCCUUACUUUAUCUCUCUUCUCCAGGAAAAAAACGAGAACUCCUUCGUGGACUAAGCAGUGGGCUAAGGGGCAGCGCCCAGGGCGCCUGAAAUCACGCCACCUCUGGCUUCCAGGUCAUCUAAUGCAAACUCGGGUUUAAAGAGCUAGAGUCUCCACUAUCCAGUUCUUCCUUCCAGGCAAUUUGCCGUGGGCUUCCGUGGGCCGAGAAAAGGCAAAGAAGAGGCCACAAAGAAAAACGGCCCCUCGCCACUCGCUCCUCCGCCUCCUGCUCCAGCAUUCAUUCUCUGGCCACCCAGGGGAAUACGCAGAGAAGGCGACGGUAAAGCUGGCGCGCCCCUCCCGCGACUGUGUGCGCCUGUCGGCGACCGUCCGGACCAGAAGUUGCGGGCGUCCUAGAGCGGAGUUGGCCCGAAAGACCAAGCGCGGAGACUCCCGGCUACUCCAAGAAGGCGGGGAAAAGAAGCUGAGCGGGCCUGAGAGGCUAGAGGGAGGGGUGGCUGAGCUGGACCGGGGGAGUGGGAGUUAGUGAGGGCAUCCAGGCCCCGGGAGUGGUGUGCGGAGCCGCGCUGCGGCCCACUGUGGGCCGGAGGGUAGUGGAGGAGCUGGGGGCGAUGCCGCGGCCGGGAAAGAGUUCGUACAGUGACCAAAAGCCGCCCUAUUCGUACAUCUCGCUGACGGCCAUGGCCAUUCAGCACUCGGCGGAGAAGAUGCUGCCGCUGAGCGACAUUUACAAGUUCAUCAUGGAGCGCUUCCCCUACUACCGCGAGCACACUCAGCGCUGGCAGAACAGCCUGCGCCACAACCUCUCCUUCAACGACUGCUUCAUCAAGAUCCCGAGGCGGCCAGACCAGCCGGGUAAGGGUAGCUUCUGGGCGCUGCACCCCGACUGCGGCGACAUGUUUGAGAACGGCAGCUUCCUGCGGCGCCGCAAGCGCUUCAAGGUGCUGCGCGCCGACCACGCUCACCUGCAUGCUGGAAGCACCAAGGGCGCGCCGGGAGCGGGUUCCGCGGGUCACCUGCAUCCCCACCAUCCCCAUCACCCACACCACCACCAUCACCAUCAUCACGCUGCCACACACCACCACCAUCACCACCACCCGCCCCAGCCGCCUCCGCCCCCGCCCCCGCCGGUCCCUGUAGGCCCAGAGUACGGGGCAUUCGGGGUGCCAGUCAAGGCCCUGUGCCACUCAGCAAGCCAGAGCCUGCCGGCUGUGCCGGUGCCCAUCAAGCCUACACCUGCGCUACCACCCGUGACCGCGCUGCCGCCGGCGCUCACGGUCCCGGCGGCUUCACAGCAGCCGCCAACGCCAACUGCGGUGUGCUCUGCCUCCACAGCCUCGCCCGCAGCCUCUUUGCUGGAGCCCACCGCUCCAAGCGCGGCGGAGAGCAAGGGCGGCUCCCUGCACUCGGUUCUGGUGCACUCCUAAGUGACCCGGCGGGGUAGGGAAAACAAACGCGAGAAGAGACACCCGGCGCAGAACUGCACCUACCGCCCCAGAGGGAGAGGGCGCCCUCAGAAGGCCGGGCAGAGCUGGCGAGUCCGAGGCUUUGCGUUAAAGGAAGGUAUUUAAACCAGCGAACAAAAUCCGAAAAGUGGAUUGUCCAGUGGUCUGAAUAAACAUAACUCUCCUGGUGUCUGUGUUUAUACUAUGUUGUACAAUCAGAUUAAUGAAAGUCAAUUUUCAGGUAAGAGUUUCUAUUGUAAUUAUUAUAAUCAAUAAGUUAUGGGGGGAGGGAGCAAAGGAGGUUGGGGAGCCUCAUUCACUGGCAAAUUGACAAUGGAUUUCGACCCUUAUUUCUGGGAGCAGAAACUGACUGAACUGAACCUCUCGGAGAAAUCUAACAGAGAGUGAUGCUGAAACGGAUUUCAGCCGCCAAGUUUCUCUCAUCCCUUGGCAGUCGCCUCUCUUGAAUAUUCAAGACAAAACUCCAUCCACUAAGGAAACCUCCUUUCAGUUGAGAAGGAAAAAGGGGUACCUUUGAUACCGUUAUUUUCUAGGUCAGCUAAAUGAGCCAAAACACAGCGUGAAGAAUAAAAUCACUUUGAGCGGGGAGGAGACAGUAGGAGCGCACAGGAAAGGUCUUUGGGAAACAGUUGAGUUUCUUGGCCCUGACCGGGGGUCGAGAAAGAUAGGAGGAAUCGCUAAAGCAAUUAGUUUGCAUACAAAAAAAAAAAAAAAAAAAAAAAGAGUGGCAGCGACUUAAAGAGCGAAACCCCAGAUUCCAAAAGUAAAGUUGGGGAAACAACACAACCAAAGAGAGACAAUACAAGCGACUUUCCACCGGCAGUUCGUUUGUAUGUCAAUCAGAUGGGAGAUCUUGAGGAGCCCAAGAAUACAGUGAAUUCCCACGAUCUGUUCUAUCUGGAAUUUAAAGAAAAAAAAAGUCACUUAUAUCACGAGAUUUUGUUCUCUUGACUCAUUAAUACGAGAAAAACUUAUGCAUCAUCCAACAGUGUUGCUUUUUUUUAUGCUUGCAAGAGCGUUGGGGGCUGUUCCCUGCCAACCUUCUUGGAUAGAAGCUACCAGUCUGACCCCGUCACUUUUGCACGCUGCAGCAGUUCAGUGUUAUUCCCUGUGCUGUUUGGGCGCUUGUGUCUUUCAGGCAAAUUCUGCAGUUUCAGUUUGUGAACGGAAAAGAAAAUUGCCUUGUCUCUGUGGCCCUACCCCCUCUUUUGAGUCCCAGGAAUAGCACUUUACUUGCAACAAACUUUUAGGAACGAAGUGGGAAGGAGUGGGGAGGAAUCAGCUUUGCUCUUUGGCUCUAAUCACCUCUGGCUUGUGUCCGCGCCGCGCUGGGGUUGUGACUGCACUUGGUUCCUGUCUGCUGGUGUUGUACGCGGUGUUCUCCAUUAAAGCUUCUCUCUGGACAUUCCGA
Ictidomys tridecemlineatus (thirteen-lined ground squirrel) is the source of this 3744-nucleotide messenger RNA. The record is from RefSeq and is a predicted model, not a curated record. NCBI's taxonomy places the organism in Eukaryota, Metazoa, Chordata, Mammalia, Rodentia, Sciuridae.